Molecule: messenger RNA, 7668 nt
Organism: Harpegnathos saltator (Jerdon's jumping ant)
Lineage: Eukaryota; Metazoa; Arthropoda; Insecta; Hymenoptera; Formicidae
Gene: Ack-like
Product: activated Cdc42 kinase-like
Exons: 7
Coding region: 1808-6412 (1534 amino acids)
Biological process (GO): protein phosphorylation
Molecular function (GO): protein binding; protein tyrosine kinase activity; ATP binding
Source: RefSeq, a predicted model, not a curated record
GAGAGAGAGAGAGAAAAUACAGAAAAUGCAGCUAAAAUCGGCUCUUAUCCACGUUAGAGUUAGAAUCAACCGCCAUAAAUCACUGAACGAUUCUCUUUCCUCAAGCUCUGUGUAAAACAACUAAAACAGCUUGACUAUUUUCUUCUAGAUGAUACAUAGUUCGACCCAUGACGUAAAUACAGAAUGUAAAUUAAGCUGGAGGCCAGGUUGAAGCGUCGACCCGCAUAAGCGCGACUAAGAUCCCGUCAGGGCGAUCGUGCGAUCAUAAGGACCGUGUCGUGUUGCACUUCCUGCACUUUCCUUCCUUUUCUGCCUGUGAAGCCCGAGAGAGUGAUACACCCGCAUCGGCUCGAAAGACGGAAAGUCCGAGAAAAGCGCGGCUGAAACGGCGAACGCACGGCGCGCAUUAUAAAUAACGCGCUAUUUGGAGUCGCGCGUUGUGCGCGCGCGGUGCGGGGUGACGUCUUCCGCAGAAACAUGGAGGCGAUUGCGCGUCGCCUGAAUUUGCGUCGCGACGGGACGUGGAGGCGCGUUAGAAAUCGCGAGUUGGAAUCGCUUGCUCGACCGAUCGCGAGCUUCUCCACCCGUAUCUUCCUUCGUCCGCCCGCUCUGCUGAAUGAUUCGAAGUCGAAUUUGGAAGUUUCCCUCGCUUCAAAAUGACGAGGCGCCGAUAAUCCCUCCAUUGCAUGCGCAUCGGAGGCUCUUCACGAUUCUCGCAGUUGUGGAUCUCACAUGUAAACACGGAAACGAUCGUUUAAGACUGCGUUCGCGGAAACUUCACCCGGAUGCAUUCGGGUAUACCUUACGUCCUUCGGAAACCUUAACGGGUAACGCUCAAGUGAUAACAGUGAAGUUGUUCGGAAACUCUGUUAGGUGAAUGAUUUUCCACUCUGGAAUUUCAGGGUGGAUUCAGGUAAAUUGUUAUAUUUGGUGGGGUCUUUAAAUAGCGUUUUCGAUUUAUUGAUUUCAUCCAACUCGAUGUCGUUCUAGGUGCGUUCCGAAAUACGUUGAUAGUAUUGAAAAUCUAUAGUCUAUCGUUCACCAUUGUCUAAUCAACUACCGUUCGCCAUUGUCUGUCACUAUCUAUCUACCGUUCGGAAAUUACUAGCACCCUGCCAUUAUCAUUAUCACUCAUUCAUUUCUACUCGCAGGUGAAGUUUCCGAACGCAGCUGAACGAAUAUCCAUGUCGCGGACAGGUACGCGAAGUGAACUCAACGGCUUUGCUCUCAUUCGUAGAUACAGAAGUACCCUGAGAUCACGAGACGCGAACUGCUACGCGGUGGAUCUUUGUCUCGCGCUUUCGCGGGACGGGUAUAAUUACGCAGAACCCCAAGACAGACUCCUGCUUCUGAAGAAGCAGGACUCGACUCAUCGAACAAAUGCUACUUCUCAGCGAGCUCCAAACGCUGACAGACGUCUCACUCGAUGCUAUAUAACAGAGUUCAUGUCUCGUUUCACGUUUCGGAGUAAAGUGUUCAGCGUUUUGCUCCUCGCCUAGCAGCUCCCGAUCGCCCCAGAAACGUCGUUAUCCGAUUACUUCACGCUCGGUCGGACCGUCGGCGGCGAUGACGCACCGAAGCGACGAGUCGCCGUUCGCAUGAUACGUCGCGUUGCGUGCGGAGUCUCGUGCGUCGUCGUCGGUCGCCGCGCGAGACGCUAACCCGCUCGGUUUCGUUGAAGCGAUCUCGCUCAGAGGGGAAAAAAACGUCGUUCUCAAUUACUGCGAACUGCGAGCGCUUCCCGCCGAGCGCGCGCGCGACGCGUAGACGCGCCGCCGCGCGUCAUCAUCGUCGUGCACAGCCAGCCAUGGUCGAUCGCGUUUCGCGAGAGAAUUGGAAUAAUUGCCGCCCCGGUAGCGGCUGUCGGUUGCAUAACGAUGUAUUCCCACCUCCGUCGUGUAACACGCGCAGUUCCGCAGUUCUGACCCAUCGGUUUCCCGCCGGAGAAACAUUCACGCUCGCCGAUACACAAGGAGGAAUGUCCCGUAACAAUGGACCUGGUCUCUACGAGUUUCUUAUGGAAGCCGAGCUGCAACAGUAUUAUCCUGGCAUUCGAGGGGACUUGAAGGUGCAAACAACGGCGCAACUGAAGUAUGUGACGGAAGAAGAUCUGAACGCGAUAGGGAUGAGCAAGCCAGAGAUGCGUCGUCUGAAAAAGUACUUUCAGAAGCACUUCCCGCAGAAUUACCUCUCCAAGUUCAAGAAGAUGCUGCUGCCGAAACGCGAGGAGCAGUCGCCCGGUGCUCUGAGCAUGCUGCCGGAGGAGCGACAGGACAAGCCACCGGUUCGCGUUCCCAACAAGCACAUGAUACCGGCGGACGCGAUCAUCGUCAACAAGGAACUGGGCACCGGUGAAUUCGGCAUCGUGCAGCAGGGAGUGUGGACGAACGACGGCGAGAGGAUACAGGUGGCGAUCAAGUGUUUGUCGCGCGAGAGGAUGCACAAUAAUCCUAUCGAGUUCCUGAAGGAGGCCGCAAUCAUGCACUCGAUCGAUCACGAGCACAUCGUGCGCAUGUACGGUGUGGUGCUUGACACGAAUUCAUUGAUGCUGGUCACGGAACUGGCGCCGUUGCGCUCGUUGUUGGAAUGCUUGAAGGAGCCGAGUCUUCGUGCCAGUUUCCCGGUCUUGUCGCUCUGCGACUUCGCCGUGCAGAUCGCCGACGGGAUGCAGUAUCUGGAGCAGAAGCGACUGAUACAUCGUGACCUCGCCGCUCGGAAUAUUCUUGUGUUCUCCAAGAACAAGGUCAAGAUCUCAGACUUUGGUUUGUCGCGCGCAUUGGGAGUCGGCAAGGAUUACUACCAGACGAAUUUCAACGUCAACCUGAAGCUGCCAAUCGCAUGGUGCGCGCCCGAGUGUAUAUCUUACCUCAAGUUCACGUCGGCGAGCGACGUUUGGGCGUACGGUGUGACCUUGUGGGAGAUGUUCAGCUAUGGCUUUCAACCGUGGGCGGCGUUGACUGGUCAUCAGAUCCUCGAGGCUAUAGACGAGCCGAAUUUCCAAAGGCUGGAACAACCUGACUGCUGUCCCAAGGACUACUUUGCCCUCAUGCAGCAGUGUUGGCAGCACGAUCCACUCAAGAGGCCGAAAUUCUCUGAUCUGAUCAGCGUGCUACCCGACCUAAAACCGGAGCAGGUGCAGGCGGUUCAGGACAGCAUCGAUCCGAGUCAACUCGUUUACAGGCAAAGCGAUGUGAUCACGGUCCUCGACAAGGGUAGCAGCAACACGCUGUGGAAAGGCGUGCUGAACAACGGCAAGACCGGCUAUUUCAAUCCGGCUCACACGAUAGCGUACAUCGGCUCGAAUCUACCCAGCAACAAACCCGGCGAGUUCACGCGCGGAGACGGCAAGAACGCAUUCUCCUCGCAGCGUAGGAAAAUCCGCACAGACAUGAUAUCGUCGCCGCAAGGCGAUCUCAAACAUACCGGUCACGUGGGUCUGGACGGCGCAUACUUCGGUGACAUUAGUUUCCUCGGCGGCAAAUACCCGCACUUGCCCCGCCAAGUGGUUACUCCGUACAAACCGCAGGAGGACGUAACUGAUAAUUCUAGUCAAAUCGUAAGUCAGGAUGCGAGGAGUGUCGAUGUGAACAGGGAAUCAGUGAGGGACAGUAGAAACCUACAAGAGACCCAACAGAGCAAACACGAGAGCUUAUGGUCCGAUACGAGUUCGGAGAUAUGCCAUGUGACCACGACGGCCAACGCGAGCAAGCAAUCUAUGACGACCAACAUGGGCAGCAGUACCGACACUCUCGGAGCUGACCACGAAUACCACGAAAUCAGCGACGAAGAGAACCAAGACAGUCCGUUGAGAUUCGAUAAGGCGUUGAAUUUCGACUUUGGCCCGAGUCUUCUGGCAGAGAUGGAUCAGAUGUUCCGAUCGCUAGGUUCUUCCCCUCCACCACCGCCACCCGGUCAUCCUUUACCCACCGAGCAUGAAUCGAGCAACGUGAGAAAUGAACUGCGAGAGAUACAGGCGAAACAGUGUAGCAAGAAGAAACAAGCCACCGUGAGUCCAAUAAAUGUGAAGCCUAUCUCAGCCGCCGAUCAGAAAACUCUCUACUCAGCCAUUGCUAUGGCACAGGAAUUGACAGCACGUUCCAUGACAGAUCUUGAACAUCCACCGGAGUCUCCCCGAACACCUGCCAGUCCUUCAAGACGCAGAAAAUUCUCUUUUAAGUUGCCACAUCAACACAGUCCUAAACCAGACAGACGACACUUUUCCGAAGAAGCCGCCAGUAUACCUGACAUACAGUGGUUGUGCUCGAGCCUGCAGUCCCUCUCGUCCACAGUAUCUAGCAUAGAAUCCCUCGGCGCGCCGUCCACCUUGAAGUUACCCCUGUGGGACAAGGCGUCGGCGGAGUUCUGCUUCGCGAAAUCGCGCGAGUUGCUGACGAAGCCGAGCGCUUGGGCCUCGUAUGUAGACAUGGACUUCGACACGCACAUAUUAGAUAAUGCGGCGACGAAGCAGAACCUCGUCAAGUCCACUGAAUUCUUGGAGAACGGAAACCGGAAGGGCAACGCGAAUUGCGAGGCCGCGGCCGACGUGGACGGUAAACUGAAUAUACGCCAUCAGAACGGCAAGAUCUUCAACCUGGAGAACUCCAACUUCGAUUUCCCGCGCGAGGUAAAGCGGGUAUCCACCAGUUACGUGGAGCGCUACUUCGAGCAGCCCAAGUACUUCGACGACGAGCCUAUCCUGGGCUGCCCCGGCGGCGAGAAGAUGUACUUUGGCGACGAAAAAUUGGACAAGUACGACAAGAUCAAUAAUCUGGAGCAGCCCAACAGGUCGGCGUAUUACUCCAACGUGCCUGAGCAAGGCUCGUCGGUCGGUGGUAGGCCCAAUCAGGCGUUGCAGAAUAAGCCGAGCAACUGCGAGCCGCAAUUGAAGGACAAUAUCGCGCAUUUUGAAGCGCGAGCCGACGAGAAUUUCGACAUGUUGAAGGAGAAGACGGCGAAUUUCGAAUCGCCCCGGAGUAAGCCGAACAAGUUCGAAGCUGUCAGGGACAAAGCAACGAACUUGGAUCUUGGCACACGACCGAAGAUUCCCAUCGCUUUCACCGAGUCCACGAAGAUGAACAUCACAGAGUUCACGAAGAAGAUCGACUUGUCGAAGUCGCGAGCGGCGAAAGUCUCCUUUGUGCCUAGGAACCCGAAUCAGGAUACGAAGAGUGGCGUUUACGGUUCGUCGGACAGCAUCAAAGCGAACGUGAAAACUGGAGGAUCGGACAGUCCGAGGGGCAACAUGGAAGCGAUGAGGAUAAAUAUACAGAGCUUCCGCAAGAUCGAGCAGAAUCAGAACGGCCACGAGGGCUUCCCGUUCGUGAUAUCCAAUAAUCCUCUGUUCAUCGCCGAGCCGGAGAAAAAGGAGUCUCCCAUAUACAGCAGUUCCGAGAGCCUGCGAGUGAAUUUCCAACGUCUCAGGCGGAAAUCCGACGCUGAAGCCAGCCAAGUAGAGCUGAACAGCAAGCUAUUGGCGGAGAAGUAUCAGCGCGAGGUGUCCGGCUUGGAGACCGUGAAGAGUUAUUUGGACUCCAAGAAAGGUCAAGGCUUGAACCUCGGUCUGGGCAAGCUGACCCAGAAUAUGAUCCAGUUGGGUAAGAACAUCGCUCAGAAUUCAAGGAAUUUGGAAAGCACUUCGUCCAAGUCACUGGUGUCCAACAUGAGGAACCUGGACCUGUCCGUGCCGUCGCAGACGCCACCGUUACGCAGCUUGAACAUACCGAUCCAGAAGCCGAAGCAUCUGGAUCUCAACAUACCUCUGCAGAGUCAGUCGCCGAUGAACGCGAAGCUCAACCUGAUGCAGAAGGCGAAUCCGCCGCUGACGAGUCCGACCAUGCACCAGCACAUACUGGAGCCGCCCAAGCUGUAUCAGAAUGACCCCGCGCGGAAAGAGCUGCCAAAGCUGGACGUGCUCGUGCCGGAGAAGCUUUCUGGCGCCGCGAACGUCUACCGACACCGAACGUCGUCCUUGUCGGAGAAUAGGAAGCCGCCGAUGAAGAACGUACGCAGAUCCUUCCAUCCGAGGAACGACUCUAGCGAGGAUUCAGACUCGGUCUCGCACUCGGAGACGGACAUCAGAAGCCGGCUGCGCUACAAGCGCAGGCACAAGCGAGUACCGCACAGCUUGCGCUUGAACUUCAAGAACAACAAGCCGCCUUUCUUGCACCCAGACACCGCCAAAGGAUUCUCUGCAAUCGAGCUGUGCGGCAAGUCGCCGCCACCGUCUACCAGCUUCCUCAACUCGCUCUCCCCGCCGUUCUCCUCCAGGAAUAAUCUGCUCUCAUGGCCGGAGAGCGCGCCGAGCUCCAGCCUGACGUUCACCAGCAACUCCGACCUCGACUCGGACACCAGCUCCGAGUAUCCGGAGUUCACGAGCGAUGUGUUGACUUUCCCACCCUCUCCCGCUCCAUAAAGUCCGAAUAAUGUCAUGUUGACGUCAUGGCUUUUCAAAGCCUCGAUCGAUCUGGAUGUAGCUUUUCUGUGUGUAUGUGCGCGUAUGUGUGUGUUGGCGAGUCCGAAUUACACGGUUUUGUGUAGUAUGGUCGGAAAAGCUGUUCCGUCUGUCUGACGAAUGCAUGCAAUUGUAUUGACCCAUUAUAGAUUCAACGUAGAUUUCGUACAACGUCGUGAAGUCCUCCGAUGCAUAGGAUAAUCUCACUGAAAUGGUUCUUAAUAAUAUUUAUGUUUUUUAUCUCGUCUUUAUAAGAGAGACGCUAGCUCAUUCGACGAAAUUGAACCAGAGAAGUGUUACAUAUUGGCCGUAAAGAACCAUGGAAUUAAAUUAGAUAUCUCAAGCAGUUUUAUCAUCUACCACUACUAUAUACACUAUACUGAAAUAUCGAAAUAUUAAACAGGGCAUUAAAGUGAUCUUCAGUGAUUUGUGAUGGAUGAUCUUUAAUGGGUUGAAUGUAAGCCGUUAUAUCCUAACGUAUGGCUCAUCACGCGUGUUCACUCGGUCGGUAUACUCCGUAUUUCGAGGAUAUUCACAAUGAGGAUAAAACGUACAUUGAAGAAAUUGCAGCGUAAUCCCGUUUGUUCCUCAAAAUUCGACGCGAACGAUUUUGUACAUUUGAAAAAAGUGCUCCUGAUGAAAUAUACAAUUUUGGAUAUAACAGGUUGUGUGAGUAAGCGGUAUAUACUUCACGGGGUAUAUACGGUAUGUAUACCAGGGUGUAUAAGGUGGACAUACAAUAAUUGAUUAAAAGAGGUGUUGUGCAAAGCAACAAUUCUCAUAUACGCUUAGCAUGCUUGCAUGUUGUACUAAUCACCGAAUAAUAUUAACGUAUAAUGGAACACUUUGGACGUAUUUACACGUUUAUACUAAUUGUACACGUAUCCGAGAAACCGAUAACAAAGUCCUGGGACGUACAAAUCGGUUCGUUGCUAGUAAUAUCAGUUUUUAUUCGACGGAGAUUUAUAGAUACGAUACACACUUGCACCUACGUAUUUUCGAGUAGUUGCAGUACAUUGGAAUAUAAAUCAGGAGUUCUCAAACUGAGACACCGCAUAUCAUCGGUGAGUGCGCCAACCGCGUCCGAUGUAUCCUGUAAUAUAUUUCUAUAUAUAUUCUUUAAUAUAUAAUAUAUGUAUAUACAGGGGAUCCCAUUUUAAACGAGCCAGGCAAAAAUUUCGAAAAAUAUGAAAGACACUAAGAAACGUUUUAGACAA